Molecule: messenger RNA, 963 nt
Organism: Aphanomyces astaci
Lineage: Eukaryota; Oomycota; Saprolegniomycetes; Saprolegniales; Verrucalvaceae
Exons: 2
Coding region: 1-963 (320 amino acids)
Molecular function (GO): nucleic acid binding
Source: RefSeq, a predicted model, not a curated record
AUGCCUCAAGGAUCAUCGCGCUCUCGGUCGACCUCUGUGGUCGAUGCCUCCACCCGUCGCAACCUCAGCGACGACGAGCGAAUUGCAGCCUACCAGCUAUUCCUGGAACAUUCCCUUAAUGGUGAACUUCUUAGAGGUGCAUUUGUGACUACGUCGAAGUUCUUUGGUUCCCACUGGAGCACCAUAUCUCGAUUGUGGUCGCGUGGACGGUUGUCCAAAGGCGGCGGUGCCGCUCUUGCCAACGUCGCCGCGCGACGCAAGGGCAAUUGUGGUGCAAAGAAAGUCCGGUCAGCGAACAACAUCAAGAUUGCCAUCAAGGCCGUACCCCACGAAGGUCGAAAAACCCUCCUCUCAACGGCAGCGAAGUCGGGCAUCCCCAAGUCUACCAUUUUGCGUCACAUUAAGAAGUCCACUGGCCUCAAAGCGGGAUCAAGUCAAGUCAAGCCACUCGUCACGGACUACCCCAAGGCGGCGCGAAUUCGGCUAGCUAUGAGCUUCCUGCAACCCCAGUUACGGAAAGACCACGUCUUCGAUGUGCACGUUGAUGAGAAGUGGUUUUGCGUAACCAAGGUCAAGAGAACACUCUAUCUCUACGACGACGAAGUGCUAGCUGAGAGGGCCGCGAAGUGCAUCACGAAGGUCGUGUUUUUGGCGGUCGUUGUCCGCCCUCGUUACGACCCCCACAAGAAGAAAAUGUUCGACGGCAAGAUUGGCAUUUGUCCGUUCGAUGAAAAAGUGGUCGCGCUGUGCACAAGCAAGAAUCGUUCGAAAGGCGUCCUCGAGCUGAAGGCCCAGAACGUAGACGUCCAAGCGCACCAGGACAUGAUCAUGAACGAGGUCGUGUCAGCGAUCCAAGGCAAGAUGCCAAGGCAUCUGUCUGUUAGGUUGCAGCAAGACAACGCAAGUCCCCCCACGUGUGUGACGACCAAGCUGAUUGCACAACUGUCAAGGGGCGGAAUUUGA